AUGGGAUGCAGCAGCUCAAAAGACCAUCCAACGAUUAUUGGGAAAUCUCACAGGGCAGUUUCUCAUGACCUGAGGAAAGCGCAUUCCACCUAUAGUGCCACCAUGAAAGGAGGGAGCUUGGACGAAGGACUGCCUCCACAAGUAGAUGGCAAGGGUCAUUUGAUUCCCGAAGAAGUGCGGAAACGCAUUAUAGCCAGCGAACACGUCGAAACGACCAUUGUAGGAACUGAGAAACAAACAGAAAUUCAAUAUGCGUACCUAACGCAACGAGGGUAUUAUCCAAACAACAUCGGACAACCCAAUCAAGAUGAUUAUUCCAUCACUCUCAAACUAGGUGGAGAAGCCAACGAUGCCAUGUUUGCCGUAUACGACGGUCAUGGAGCUAACGGACACGAAUGUGCAUCCUUUUGCCAAAAGGACAUUCCACGAUCGAUCGCCAAGUACAUUCGACAAAAACGAUCGUCGAGGCACAUUGCCAAACUCAAGGCCGAGAAUAAAUCCACAAAGGGAGCCUUUCGACCCGAACUCUGGUCCACGUUGGAAGCAGAAGAAUAUGGAGAAUCGUGUCGCAAGGCAUUUGAAGAAACCAACAAGGCACUGCAUGACACUGAAAAGAUUAAUGACUAUCUGAGUGGAACUACAGUGGUGACGGCAAGCUUUCAUCGAGGAAGAAUGACAGUGUGCAAUCUGGGGGACAGUCGAGCCUUAUUGGGUACUUAUGUCAAUGAAAGCGGUUCCGCCGCCAUUCAAGCUAUACCAUUGUCCAAGGAUCAAACACCCAAUCGACAGGAUGAACGGGAACGAGUCCAAGCCGCGGGAGCCGAAAUUAAAUCCAUUGAUCAAUUGCAAGGGAGGGCGGAAGCUCACGAUGAUUGGGGACACCUCGAAGGUGGGGACGAUGAAAAUCCACACAAGGAUCCACCUCGCAUUUGGGUCAAGGGGAAGGAUUUUCCGGGAACGGCCUUUACGAGGUCCAUUGGGGAUGCGGUGGCCGAGAAUAUUGGAGUGAUUGCCCAACCAGAAAUCGAAUCUCGGGAAUUGACAGAGAAUGACAAGUUUCUGGUGAUUGCCACGGACGGUCUCUUUGAAUUUUUGAAAAACGACCAGGUCAUGGAGAUUGUGGAGAAAUCUAAUGAUCCAGUGGAUGCCUGCGAGAAACUGAGAAAGGCUUCCUACGAGCAGUGGUUGCAGCAUGAGGACCGAGUGGACGAUAUCACCAUUAUUGUAUGCUUUUUAUCCAAAGCCACGACUACCACUGACACGCCAUAG
Messenger RNA from Cylindrotheca closterium, 1269 nucleotides. The record is from the annotation of a GenBank genome assembly. NCBI's taxonomy places the organism in Eukaryota, Bacillariophyta, Bacillariophyceae, Bacillariales, Bacillariaceae.